AUGGGGGAUGACGAAGCAGCCAAACAAGACGACUUCAUCGCUUUCGACAUGGACGAAGAGCUCAUAGAUCAGUGUGACGGGCCAGUCCCAACCUCCUCUGUAGCAGCCCACGGCACCGGCACAGGCGGUCCCGCCAACCGCCGAGGCCCCCACAACGACCCGGGCAACGUCCAUUCCAAGCCGCGAUUGAGGAAACCAGAGAUAAACAGCCUCGAGGUGUUGACGCCGUUACCCAUCCCACCUUGGCAACCAAAAGACAGGAAAUAUUCAAGGAACUUGUUGAAGAUGCUGCAUGAGGAGAUUGAUGAUUAUAUCUCGUACUUGAUCCCCACCGAAGCUGGGCAUGCUAUUGAUGUGGACGUGGUGAUAUUAGAUCAGACAAUGCAUCUCCCACCAAUACGGCAAGUAAAGGAGGCCAUCCGAAAAGCAGGAAUUGCAUCAAGGAUGGAAUGCAUAACAGGCGCCAAGGUCCCCAUCAUCAAGAUGAUGAAGUCCAUAACAGGCUACCCUGCCAACAUCAGCGUCAACGUUGCCGCCGGCAUGCACGCCACUGAGAUCGUCAAAACCUUCCUGAACGAUCCGCGGUGCGGCGAAGGAUUACGGGUGCUGCUGCUGAUCAUGAAGCAGGUCCAGUUGCAACGGAACCGGAAUGAGAUUUUUACCAGUGGGAUAGGAGGUUACACGCUGAUGAGCAUCAUUGCGGCAUUUAUGAGGAUGCAUCCGAGACUGCAGACGGGACGAAUACAGGCAAAAGGUAACCUUGGAGUGCUGCUGAUCAAGCUGUUGGAGUUUUACGGAGUCAACUUCAACUAUGAGGUGGUUAGGAUUGCAAUGGAUAUGGAAGGAGUGUGGUAUUUCCCCAAGGACAAAUACGUGGACGGCUAUCCCGUGGGGAUCAGAGGGCUUGCACAAGGUUCUGUAGCCAACGCCAUCACGGCAGCCAUCGAUGUACACAAGUAUCUGGAUUUUCUGGAAUCGGAAUCGUCCGUUAACCGCCGUGGAAAGUCUCUUAGCAUCGCGCGCUUGCAGAAUCAAAGGAACAAGGAACAAGCGUUGGCGGAGCGGGAGCGACAAGGUUCCGCUGAAGAGACCGGGACCACUAUCUUAUGGGAACAGUUUCUGGAGGCUAAGAAGUGCAAAAAAAAAGAAAGCCGAAUGUCGUUGAGGAAUCAUAUCGCCCUCAUUCAAGGACGCCAUGCAAUUGUCGUCAGCGACUACAAGAAUCGGAUGUACAACGGGUCCAGAGACACCAUGGAACUUCCAAACGAUGACAACUUGAUUAUCAAGUACCUGACCUACCUUCUGAAGCCCGAAGUCCGUGUUUUGCUGACCAAAGGCAAGAUUGUUCAGAAACACAUCGGUCUUUUGAACAUUUCCAGCAAUGCUUUGCGUCAUUCCUUCACGACGUUUAUGGAAUCAGUUGCCAAUGAGGAUCACGUCCGUCUGCAAGAGUUGACGGCAUCUGCUAUGCGUCACAAUGUUCGGUGA
Messenger RNA from Fimicolochytrium jonesii, 1488 nucleotides. RefSeq lists its product as uncharacterized. Gene Ontology annotation, cellular component: nucleolus; TRAMP complex. The transcript has 10 exons. Gene Ontology annotation, biological process: RNA 3'-end processing. NCBI's taxonomy places the organism in Eukaryota, Fungi, Chytridiomycota, Chytridiomycetes, Spizellomycetales, Powellomycetaceae. The record is from RefSeq and is a predicted model, not a curated record. The coding region runs from base 1 to 1488 and encodes 495 amino acids. Gene Ontology annotation, molecular function: mRNA binding; poly(A) RNA polymerase activity.